Molecule: messenger RNA, 1167 nt
Organism: Trichoderma asperellum CBS 433.97
Lineage: Eukaryota; Fungi; Ascomycota; Sordariomycetes; Hypocreales; Hypocreaceae
Source: RefSeq, a predicted model, not a curated record
CGAAGGAUCAGAAAGUUUCCAGCUUAUGCCUUUAAUUGCUUAGGAUGCGUUUCUGCAGGAUGGUAGCAUCGGUAUUGGACCCGCCUCGUCACAAUCGACGCCCAAUCAAGUAUUAUCUUAUGCCCUUUGCCUCAGCUCCAGAAUGUAGUAACCACGUAAUCAAGUACGGUCGGUCGCAAACCUACGGAAUAUAUCUCAGGUACCGUCUCUGGAUCACCAAAACCGAGAAACAGCAGAGGCCAUCGUCUUAGUCUCUUCAUCACGAUUGCGAAAAGAUCAACUACUGAAAAAUGGCUUCUCCACUGAUGGAAUAUAUGCCGCGGUCACAGCGACUAAAAUCCCCAGGAGAUGAACGUCUUCUUCUUCGUGCUUCCUCCCGUGAGAACAGUCACGAGGGUAGUCGAGAUUCUUCUGUUCACCUAGAAAGCUCCAGAAAGAGGAUUGCUGAGCGCACUACCAUCGGCGGGAUCAAUAUGAUUGAGAUACGGUCAAAGUACCUUCUCGAUGCCAUUAAAAAAGUUAAUAAACAUCCGCCGCUACAACCAACCAAAGAUUAUUUCACUGAGCAGGCGCCCUAUCCUACACUCUUCCAUCAUAUGGAUGAUGUUAAGAGAGAAAUCGCUCAGAUGAACAGUGAAGAAGCAGAUGACCAUCUAAAGAUACUACAUAGCGCCAUCGACUAUAUAGAUCCCAUCUGGAACGAGCGACGUGAAGAAAAUUUCACAAACGACUUGGUGAGCUAUGGUAUGAUAUGGAAAUUAUUUCGCCCUGGUGAUCUUGUUCUCCGAAAGGAUGACAUUGGUAACCUGUGGCUCUUUGUUUUGAUCAAGACUGCCUACUCUAUGUUUCAGAGUAAGGAAGAAGAGAAGAAGAAAGUGAUUUUCGAAACUUGGUACUUGACUUGGAAGAAGUUGAUAGCUAUCUUACCAGGAAGUACACUGUGUUUAGUUGCAGCGAAUUUUCUGGUCAACGGCAGAUCAAAUCGCUUCCUGUUUAUCCAAUUCGGUAUCAAAAAGACAUAAGAGGAGAAAAUAUCGAAGGAAAUUUUGCUAAAAGGGGCAGGAAAUGGUGGGAGCUCAUUGCUGCGUCACCGAUCUGCCAACAUCAUUAUGGGCUUGCAUUUUUUCAAGACCUUAUGCGCGGAAAAAGUGAAAAAAUUCGGGUAUG